AUGGCACAAGGAGAUGGGAAAUUUUUGGAUUUGUGGCAGAAAUCGGAAAAGAAGUUCGAGAAUCAAAGGAUUUUGUGAGUUUUUUUAUGGGGAUCUCUACAGUACUCUAUAAUUACUGUAGUUUUUAAAAACUUUAUCUUUAACUUUUGAUUGUUGGGUUUCUUCAAAAAUUGGUCUACAGUACACCUGGGUUACUAUAGUUAUCUUUUUUUUUAAUUUUUAAAAUAUGUAAAAAGUUUUCAAAAUUCUGAAAUCUCUUGAAAUGAAUUUUGAUAUACAGUACGCAAUCAUUACUGUAGAUCAUAAAAAUCGAUUUUCCACAACAAAUCUCGAGUUUGUUGAACUCUGAAAUUCAAGUUUAUUUUUUCCAGCGAUUCUCCGGCUACGACAUCUUCAUCUUCAUCUUCUACUCUUUGGUCCAAUUUCUCUCAAAUGUCAUCAUCAGAUCAAGCCCAAUUAAUGUCUAAAUUAUCCGCAAAUUGGCCAUUUUCGUUCGAAAGACGUGCUCUAAAUUGGCCUGUUCAUGCAGGUCUUCUAGCCAAUUGUCUAACUUCAUCACUUAUUGCAACUCGUAUCAAUUCGGAUAUGUUUCUUUUUGAUGCGAAAACGAAAUUCUUGGAAUCUGUUCGAAAAUGUCCAAAAUCUCCAUUUGUUUUUGGUGUUUAUUCGAGUGGUGUCACUUAUUAUAUGCUAUAUCAAAUGUUGAUUACACCCAAAAUAUUCUCGGAAUUAGAUCCUUGUCCAAGUUGUUUGGUGAUUAAUAGUAUUGCGAUUGGAUUGACAACGGGAGUCGCGAUUCCGAUGUUGGCAACACCUUAUUUGGCACAUUAUGUGGUGAGUAUUUCGAUGAGAAAUCUUGGGAUUUUUUUUUUGAUAUUGAAUACAUCUGACAUUAAUAUGAAUUUUUAGUGCGAAAAUUUUUUCUCACAGUAAUUCAAUUCGAUGUUUGCAGCUUAUCAAUCGUGACGUGGCAAAUCCCAACGAUCCUCACGUCAAAAAUCUUCUCGAGUUCAUCACUCUUGGUUGGGAAGGCAGUAAACCGGCCAGACAAAUUUUGCCGAAAAUUGUGGCAUUGCAAAUGGUGGUGGCAUAUGGUGCAAUGUAUGCAUUACUUUGGGGAAGAGAAAGGUGAUUUUUUAAAUUCAGCGCGAAAACUCGCGACACCAAAUAUAUCCAUGAUUACUGUAUAUUUUGUAAGUUUUGUCUGCCACAUGGAAAAUUUUUGGCUCAAGACUACAACUCAUACUGUAUUUUGUGGUCUUCUUAUCUAAUAUAAUAUUUAUAUAAUUUUGUUUUGAACCCUUUGUUUUUCAUGUUAUUUUGAACGGGAACAUUGAUGUUGGGUUUUGGUGCCAAAAACUACAGUAUUCUUGACUGUGUCUCAAAAAUUGUACAGUAACCGAAUUAAAUUAACGCGAAAAAAUCCACGUGGCACCCGAAAAAAUCCCAAUUUUUCACAGAAUGUACAACACUCUGGAUUUGGACCCUGAACUCUCGAAAAAACUCAUCGCCGAUGCUCAAAAUUCCACGUCACUAAAAUCGAAAAUUUUUGAAGUUUUGCGAAAAAUCCCGGUUUUAAAUGGAUUUCUGGAAGAAUCGCCCGAAAAUCAGCGGGUACUGUAGUCAACUUUUUUUUUGUUAUUUAGAAUUUUUAUUUUUGUUAACCAGGAUUUGUUAGAAUAAAAUUUUAGAGUUUUUCUGGAAGAGAGAAAAAGACGCAAAGAAAAAAGUUUUUUUUUGAGCUUGAGCUCAAAAAACAUUUGUUUUCUUUUUCUUUUUGUGUUGUUUUUUGGCUGCUUUUCUGAAAAUCGUUUUUUUCCGUUUUUUUUUGCCGAGCCACUUUUUUGCUCCAUUUUUUGAGAGGAUUUUUUUCUGAGAAAUCGUUUUUUUUUGGAUGUGGAGAGAGAUUAUGUGUUUUUGAUUGCCAAAAUAAAAACAGGAUGUUUGUUUUUUUUUUCGAAUUUGUGCCACGUCAUUUUUGGUGUGAAAUUUUGAGGGAAAAUGACGUGGAUUUCUAUUCUACAAUCAAUGUAAUGCAAGAAGAACUUUUUACAGUAAUACCUGGAAAUUUAGGCGCGAAAUUAUCAAUUUUUCUCGCUUCCCUGCAGUAACUCUGUUUUUUUCGCGCCUAAAUCCCUCAUCUUUUGAUAUUCCUUUUUUCCAGCACAAAAAUAGGGAAAAUGCAAUUUUCUUCCAUUUUUCUCCUUUUCCAAAAGCGAACAUUUCCGGCCAAAAAAAAUAAGAAAAUCUCUUGGGAUUUUCCAGAUUUGUUUCUUGCUGAAAAAUAAACUGAAAAAAAUCCCCAGCUUUUUAGGCGUCCCCAAAAAAGUGCAAUGCUCUUUUUCACCUGAUUUUUUGAUAGCACUAUGCUCCUCUUAUCAACUUUGCGUUCCAAAAAAAUUAAUUUUUAUUACUUAUAAAAUUUUUUCAUUGAAAUGAGCUGGCCACUGGCUCCGCCCCAUUUUUUGCUGCUCAAAUAGUUUUUAUUGAUAAAAAAUAUUCAUUUCUAUAUUUUUGGAAGAAGAAGACUUGUGGGUGCUGUGUGACAAAAAAUAGCACACGGUUAACUCAGGUAAGUCAACACAACAAUUUGAGGCCAAAAAAACAGCAUAUAUCUUCAGAGUCCUCCUUGUUGCACGCCAAAAUCCGCGCAGUUCGUCAAAACCGUUCACCCGACGAGUCACCGCCGCCACGUCCACCUUCUGAUCAAAUUUCGGAGAGGUAAGUCGAAAAUUCGUGGCAAAUAUAUUGCUAAAUCACAUUUACACUUGAAUUUUAUACUGAAAACUGAACAUUCCUCCAGAAAUAUAUACAUCAUUUCUAAGCCCUUGAAAUUCUCUAUCGAAUCAUACUUAAUACUCCCAAAUAUGGUUCGAAGUUCUAUUCAAAAGUCUCCCAAAACGUAAAAUUUUCACACAAAAAAAAGCAUCGAGAAUAUAUACGAGAUUUGUUGCGAGUUUGUCACCGGGCGUCGUGGCGGGCGCCUGUGAGCCAGCUUUUCAAUCGAAAUGGCGGUAGAUGUUUGGAAUGGGGUCAGCUAGUUUAUCCUUUCAAGCCAGUUCCCAGAUACCCAGAUACCUAGAUACCCAGAUACCAAGAUACCAAGAUUUCCAGUUGUCCAGUUAAAGACCCCAGACCACUCAUCGUUUUGUUAUUAUUAUUUUUAAAUAAAAAUAUCACAAACUCAAAAGAAGUUCACAUUUUUUGCAAUUUGCAAUUGAAAAAAAUCAAAAUUUUUCAGAGACAACCCAAAAAUCGUCUAA
Molecule: messenger RNA, 3263 nt
Organism: Caenorhabditis angaria
Lineage: Eukaryota; Metazoa; Nematoda; Chromadorea; Rhabditida; Rhabditidae
Source: the annotation of a GenBank genome assembly